Equus quagga is the source of this 3877-nucleotide messenger RNA. It is a transcript of the gene PRAP1, whose product is annotated as proline rich acidic protein 1. The coding region runs from base 102 to 545 and encodes 147 amino acids. The record is from RefSeq and is a predicted model, not a curated record. The transcript has 5 exons. Lineage: Eukaryota; Metazoa; Chordata; Mammalia; Perissodactyla; Equidae.
CAGGGCAGUGCAGGCCAGGCGUUUAGAUUCCUGGGCGCCAGCUGCCUGGACCUGGAACUACGGCCCCCCAAGCACCCUCUGCACUGAGAAGCGCUUCCAACAUGAGCAGGCUCCUCCUGGUCACCAUCCUGGUGGCUGUGCUGCUGCAGGAGGCAGGCACGGCCUCAGUAUCCCAGGUCCUCUUCAAGACCAAAGGCAGAGGCAGGGCCCUGGAGCAGCACACAGAGGUGGUCUGGGGUGCCCGAGCCGUGGAGCCUCCGGAGGAAGAUGACCAGCUCAUGCGACUGCUCCUCUCACUGACACUGGCCCCCAUCCAGGAAAAGCAGCAAGGCACCAAGGGCCGGGCAGGAACGAAGGAUAUCCUGGGUGGCCUCCGGAGCCCCAGGAGGGGCCCUGAGCCCGACUAUGACAGCUUGUACCAUCCCCCACCUGAGGAGGCCCAGGAGGAGGCAGGGCCCCGGUCUCAGGUGCUGCUGUCGCGCCAGGUGCUUCGGGGACCAGAGGAGGAUCGAGACCACAUCUACCACACUAGCGGGGACUCCUGAGGGUGCUGACUCCUCCCCAAUGGGAAAAAUAAACUGCAAAGAGGCCAAGUGUUUCUUACGAACAGUGAGCAUGGCCCUGGCCUGCUUUGUCUAGGAGACGGGGGUCGUGUCCUACACAUCCAGAGCCCCCGGGGCAGCACACGGCUGACUCUUGGCUCCCCAUACCCAAGUCCAUGUUCCCAGAACUAUCUACUCCCCCUAGGCCUUCUCCUGGCAUGCUGGGAUGGGGCCAGGGGUGUGGCAGAGGUCAGUGGUUGGGACCAGAGAAAUGGAGCCGUGGUGGGCUCCCCACAGAUGGGACCUGAGAACAGAAAGGACUUAAGAGGGGGAAGCAGAGACAAUGGGUGCUCAGCUGGACAGGUGAACAAUGGACAGGUGCCUAAGUGAACUAGUGGACAGGUGCACAAUGAACGGGUGCUCAAGUGAACUAGUGGACAGGUGCACAAUGAACGGGUGCUCAAGUGAACUAGUGGACGGGUGCACAAUGAACGGGUGCUCAAGUGAACUAGUGGACGGGUGCACAAUGAACGGGUGCUCAAGUGAACUAGUGGACGGGUGCACAAUGAACGGGUGCCUAAGUGAACUAGUGGACAGGUGCACAAUGAACGGGUGCUCAAGUGAACUAGUGGACAGGUGCACAAUGAACGGGUGCUCAAGUGAACUAGUGGACAGGUGCACAGGUGAACGAGUGAACAGGCGCUUAAGUGAACUAGUGGACAGGUGCUCAGAUGCACAGAUGAACAAAUGGACAAGUGCUUAGGUGCACAGGUGAACCCAGGUUUGUCCAGGUGACCUCUGGUGUCCUAGAGCUUCCUGAGUCCCCCAGCAGGUCCCAAACUCCCUGGAGGAGUAGAGCGGCAGGCCUCAUCCUGAGAUGCGCUGCUGGACAGGUUACAUGGUCAUGGCCUCAGAGCACCCCACAAGGCAGGAGCUUUGUCACCCCCACGUUACCUAUGCGGAGACUGAGGUCUGGACAGUGACCUGCUCGGGGUCCUGCCCCCAUAGGGGCAGAGUGGGUCCCAGCCUCAUCAGUGUGCACCCCACCUGCCAUCCUGCUAAGAACAGGGUGGGCAUGCUGAACACGCAUGGCCCUGCUCCUGCCCUGGAUCCAAGGAGCAGCAUCUAUGCAGAGGCCCCAGAAUCGUGUCCGGGUCUCAGGCUGCCCGAGUCCUGCAUGGCACAUGCAGGGCUCACAGCCCCACCAAGUCAUUCCUCUGCCAGGUCAGGGAUGGCCACCCCUGAGCAAUUCAGGUCCAGGUGGUUGGGGACCAGGGAGCCCUGAGGAGCUCAGACCCAGGGUGGUGUUUGUGGCCAAGUCUCUCUCUGGCCUUGGAGGAGCCAGGAUCCCCCGUCGGCAUUUCCUCAGACCUGAGGGCACAGCUGUGUGGCAGAGUGCACAAGGAGAGGCAGAAUGAGCUGGGGGUACACUCUGUGCCUUGUGAGGAGGAGGCACAGCAGAGACCACAACCAGCUCAGCUGCCUGCGACCCGAGACCCCGGGGCACAGCCCGAAGAGGCCGGGGAGGUCUGUCACCAACAUUGGGUGUGGCUCCUUUGGGCCCUUUAGGGAAGUCUGGAGUUGGAGAGGCAAGGCUGAGGCCCACGAGGCUGGUGCCCCCCCCUGCAAAGCCCCUCCCCUAAGCUCUCCCCCCUGACUCUCCCUGUCUCUAGAAGGAAACACACCCUUUGGACAGCCCUGAGCUUGGGUUACCCUCUCUGCUCCCCGUGUCACUAGGCAACACUGCUUAUGCAGAGUGACCGCUGGUGGGCGGGUGAUGUUGACUAGGAGGGCAGAAUUGCUUGGUGUGGGCACCCGCCCCCCAGCCCAACACAUUGAAUUGGUGACCAGAAUCACUAAAGGCCCUGGUGCCAAGAGAAAAUGGGCAAGAGACUGAGCAUUCGUGUCACCAGAGAGAACAGACAGAAGGCAAAUAAGCCCAGGAGAAGAUGCUCAGCAUCAUUAAUCAUCAGGGGACACAAACUAAAACCAGAGGGACACCGCGACAGGCCCGCCCGUUAGAGCAGCCGACAGGAAAGACCAGCACGGCGGGACUCUGGUUCCCUGCGGGCAGGGACGUAAACUAGGACAGCUACUUGGAAAACUGUUUCGCAGUUUCUUAGAAAAUUAUGGGUACACUUAACGUAUGGCCCAGCCGUUCCAUUCCUAUGUGUUCAUCCAAGAAAUGAAGGUUCGCGUCCACACAGGCUUGUGUGUGCUCAUCUGUGACAGCCCAAACCCGAAACAGCCCAGCGCCCGCCCACAGGUGAACGCAUAGAACAUUGUGGCAUGUCUGCAUGAUGGAAUACCGCUGGGCAACAAUGGGAAGUUAUCGAUAUGGACAACAGACACAAGUCCCAGAUGGUCACGCUGAGGGAAAGGAGCCAGAGAGGAGCACGCCCGGUACUCCAUUCAUGCAAAAUUCUACCCUUAGUGACAGAAAGCAGACUACGGGGUGGGGGUGCUGCCUGCCUGGUUGGGGAGUGUAGACAAUACCUAAAUGUAUUUCGCUGGGCAUUGUAAGCGUACUGUUUAUUAAGCAUCAAUUAGACCUCAACAAAGCUGUUUAAACAAAGGCCUUCGGGUGGCUAGAAAUGGCCACGGGGUCAGGGUCUGAGGUAAGACCCUGGCAGUGACAGGCCCAGAAUAGGGUUGCUUCCCCAGGCUGAGCCCCAGAUGUCCACGUGGUGGGCUUGUCUGCCCCGCAGGAUCCUUGAUGUCAGGGACGCCUCCCCCAGGCCCUGAGGGAUCUAGAGGCUGGGAGCCCCGGUCACCCCAGCUCCUGCACCCAUGUGUCCGUAGGAAGGUCUGGAGGGGCGGGGGGGAGGCCCUCAGAGAGACUUUGGGGUCAGAGACACUGGCGGGUGGAAAUCCCUCCCCAGUCAGAGCAGUCCAAGCCUCAUGCCGGGAAGCUGUCGCAGCCUUGCAGGCACCCCUCCUGACUGGCCCUCCACCUGGGCACUGGGUGUUCUCCUGUCCUUGAUCCCUGUUUCCCAGGACAGUUCAGGCUCUUGGGCAUUUGGGAGGAACUCAGCCACCAGGCAGCUCAAGCCCUACACCCCGCCCUUGCUAGCACCCCGACACACGGUCACCUCCCAGAGCAUCCAGACCAGCAGUCACCACCUGCCCUCCUGCCUCUGGGGCUGAAGGAACAGCCUAGGGCCCUCUUCAAGGACCAUCUGAGUGUCUGCAGCCCAGGGGACUGAUGCAGAAGCCCCACCCCACUCAGAGCUGCCUGGGCAACCACUGUACCCACUCCUGGCCUCCUGCAGUACCCUGUGUGGCCACACCCCCGCCCAGGCCCUCAGGUCACAGCCCAGGCCCCCAGGUCACUG